This is a messenger RNA of Didymosphaeria variabile, 2124 nucleotides long. RefSeq lists its product as uncharacterized. The record is from RefSeq and is a predicted model, not a curated record. Bases 1 to 2124 code for a protein of 707 amino acids. The transcript has 4 exons. Lineage: Eukaryota; Fungi; Ascomycota; Dothideomycetes; Pleosporales; Didymosphaeriaceae.
AUGCAUGCUCUCUCGUUUCGCAACGUUCUACUGCUGUGGGGUCUAGCAAUUGUCACGCAGGGUCUUUAUGUCCCCUUCGAUGUCAACUAUAAUCUGGCACUGCGCAGUGAUGAAGCAGAUCACGGAAGCUCCGAUGGUCUGAACAUCGUGCCUCGUGCAGGGAGAAGACCCGCAAAGAACUCCAAACCGCCAAAGAAUUUGGUGAAGCCUACGUCAAAGGCGCCUGUUCCAACUCCAAGUGCCACGAAGGUCCCCCCCGUGACGCCUAUUCCAAGCUCUAGCAAGGCGUCCUCAAGCUCGAAGUCUCGACCUUCCAGCUCUGCCUCUAAGAGUCUCUCUUCCAGCUCUACCCUGAAGACCUCAUCGCUCUCUCAGAGUAUCUCAACCGUCCAAGUUUCUUCGUCGACUGGAGCUUCUUCAUCAACGAGAGGUUCAUUGCCAACUACAGGUUCUCCUACGAGGACCCUUUCUUCCUCUAUUUCGGCUACAUCUAGUUCUACUCUUGCAACUGCUACCGCUUCCGACCUUUAUUGCCCCGUUGCUGGCGCGAUCGGCAAACCUACAGGUAAGGCAACGGUUAAACAUCCAAGGGCUAUUGGCAAGCCUAUGGGAAAGCCCACUGGCAAGCCAGAUGACGUCUGCAACUACAAGCCAACUCCUAUUCCCACUAAGGCUAUCAAUGCGUGCGACUAUUUGAUCGAUUGUCAGGUCAGCGACGAAUCUGAACCUAUUGUCGAAGACACCAACAAUAAGCCGUCCAAGCCCACCAAGGGCAAGGGUACCAAGCCAGUCAAACGUCAACAGAAGUUUUCGAUCGAUCUUUCCGAUUCUGACCAACUUUCUGCGCGUGGAGAACCUCGGCGGUACAAGACUGAUGUCGAGGGUGUGUCAAAGCUUGAGAUAUAUUCGCUUGAUUACCCAAGCAACUCGGACUUGUACACGGGUGAAGGAGCUGAUGUGCCCAAGGUGAGAGUCGAAUGGAAGUCCGAUAAGCUCAGCGACUUCGAUGUCAGGGUUUACAAGACCCUGCCGGAAAAGAACGAUUACAGCGGACUAGUGACAGAGCAUUUGAUCGAGCUGCAGACAGUGAAGAUGUUCAUCGAAAGCUUGGUGAAGAAGACAGACGCCGGCAAAGUCGAAGGAUCGUGGUUCGAGAAAUGGUGGAACGAAGAUCUUAGUACAAAUGCCGUGCCAGUGGGCACUCGCACAAACAAGGCUACCGACCUCACCACCGGAAAUGACCUUGGCAUACAGACAUCAAUUAACGACUUGGUAUUCCAAGCCCUUGGAUCCAUGGAGAAUCGCGCCGAUUUCGUCCUCUGCGACAGCGAGAUUAACACGUUUAAGAUGCGCACAUGGAUGAAGCACAACUACAUGGAGCUCAGGAAGUUCGAAAACUUGCUUGAAGACUUUAUAGAGGGCGCAAUGCACUCUAACGAAGUCUUGUCUAUAUUUCGCACGAUAUUUGGUGUCUUCAGCUACAUGAACAAACAGGAAGUGAAGGAUCGCCUAAUCCAUUCAUACGAGAAUGUGAGGAAAGAGCUUAGCAACAUCCCCCAGCUGACGCAAGAAAACAAGGACCUCGAUAGAAAAUGGACAGCCUUCAUGGAGGGCCAUCUCGAAAGUAUCGGCAACCACGGCAAAAAUUGGCUCACCGGCAGAUACACGGCGACAAAGGCUGCAUACCAAUCCGCUAUCAACGCCCUAGUGGCGCAGAAAAAUGCCCUCAAUGACAACAAGGGGAAAGUACUGAAGAAAGAUCUGCAAGCGCACCAAGCGGAGGUCAAGCGCCUAAAGGAGAGUGCAAUACGACUCAAGAAACAGCUGGAUGGUGCCUACAAGGAUAGGGCGCCUCUCCAAACAGCGCUCUACAAGGCUAUCAAGACAAAGAACCAGGCGGCGAUCAACAAGGCUGACGGCGACCUCAAAGUGAAUGAUCUUACAUUGGAUUCGCUAAAAGUAGACAUCGCUGAGAACAUGAGGGAUACCAAUAAGGCGGAACGCGUGUUGGGUACACAACUCGUUCAAAAUGUGCAGGAGCUUAUUGAUAACUUGAAGAGGGACCAGACGACACUACUCGCCUUCGAGGCCAAGACGCCGAACUUGCAAAUGCCGACUCUUUAG